This is a messenger RNA of Uncinocarpus reesii 1704, 6348 nucleotides long. RefSeq lists its product as uncharacterized. NCBI's taxonomy places the organism in Eukaryota, Fungi, Ascomycota, Eurotiomycetes, Onygenales, Onygenaceae. Bases 1 to 6348 code for a protein of 2115 amino acids. Gene Ontology annotation, molecular function: fatty acid synthase activity; oxidoreductase activity; phosphopantetheine binding. The record is from RefSeq and is a predicted model, not a curated record. The transcript has 5 exons. Gene Ontology annotation, biological process: secondary metabolite biosynthetic process; fatty acid biosynthetic process.
AUGGGCCAUCCACUGGGGCGAAGAAGAAUAUCGAUCAUAGUAUGGGUUCGUGACAAUGCCAUGCUAUCUGAUGAUGCUUCUUCGUACUUGAAGUCACUAGGAUUUGCCGGCAUCCACAGAACUAGCCCCGUUCCACCGACUCCAGAUGAUUUACAACGCUUGCUUGCUCAUUUUGAUUCUCUAUGCAAAAAAGAAUCAGAAAAUGUCUUGCCUGCCGCUGAAUAUGCCAAUGGUGCUAGCCCGACGGAGCACGAGGGCAAAGAGGCAGAUCAUGUUAGAGUGACGGAAACCGAUGCAAUAACUGGCCACUCUACAUCCCAACCCCUACUUUUCCUCCUAUCAGCCUUCGAUGAAAUUGGAGUUUCCAGAAAUGCCGGGGUUUUAUCGGCGCAUUUAAAAUCCUUACCACCAAUGAAAAAGCCUGGGAGCACCCAGUAUAUGAUAGACUUAGCACACACGCUUUGCAAGCGAUCGCGGUUCCCAUGGCGAGCAUUUUGCACGGCAUCAUCAUUAGACGAAUUGUUGCAUAACCUUGAGUUCAAGUUAUCGAAACCCGUUCGAAGUAAUAAACGGCCUGCUCUUGGCUUCGUUUUUACCGGACAAGGUGCCCAAUGGUAUGCCAUGGGCCGCGAGCUUCUGGCCUACCCGCGUUUCAGAAAGAGCAUUGAGGCAGCAGAUGACUACAUAAAGAGUUUAGGAAGUACAUGGUCGUUGUGUGAUGAACUACAACAAGAUCAGCACAAUUCAAAGGUCCAUGAACCUGCCAUCGCGCAUAUUGCGUGUACUGCCCUGCAGGUGGCUAUUGUGGAUCUAUUAGCCAGCUGGACUAUCUUUCCCAGCAGGGUUGUGGGACAUUCGUCUGGGGAAAUAGCUGCAGCGUACUCUGCUGGUAAAAUCGGCCGUAAAUCAGCUUGGAAAAUUGCAUAUUUUCGGGGGGUUGUGUCGUCUCUUCAACAUCACACCAAGGGCAGCAUGCUUGCUGUUGGUAUAUCAGAGCCCGAUAUUGCUCCUUAUUUGGCGCGAGUUCAUGAGGAUCUCCAAGGGGAGCUGAUCAUUGCUUGCUAUAAUAGCCCAACGAACCUUACGAUAUCAGGAGAUGAAGCAAAGAUUAACGCACUAAAAGUACUACUUGAUGCUGAUUCAGUGUUCUCCCGAAAAUUGGCGGUUUCAAAUGCUUAUCAUUCCAGCCAUAUGAAAGCUGUGGUCAACGAAUAUUCUAUGCUUUUGGAAGAUCUCAUAUCCACAGAUAAACUUGAACCCCCCCAGGAUACCCAUAUGUUUUCCUCUGUCACCGGCGCGCUAAUAGAACUGAACGACCUUGAACUAGCCGAGUACUGGGCUACGAACUUGAUAUCACCAGUAAGGUUCGUGAACAGCCUUUGUGCAAUGUGCUUCGAAAACAUAUCAAAAGGCCAGAAAUCUGUGCACAUGGACGGGACCGCUGAGAAUGUGUUCGUGAACGAUAUCGUGGAAAUUGGGCCACACGGUGCCCUUCGGAGUGCAAUCAAGCAGAUUUUACAGACACAAAAUACGCCUUCAAUCGGUUAUCUACAACUGCUGGACCGCAGCAAUCCGGGACUAGGAACUAUCCUCUCAGCAGUGGGUUCAUUAACUAGCAAAGGCUACACCUUUGAUGUAUCCGAUGCCAUCAACGCACCAAAUCCGGGCCAGCAACAAAUGCUAGUCAAUCUUCCGCCUUACAGUUUCGAUCACUCGACCAGAGUAUGGUAUGAGAGCAGAGUCACCAGAAAUCUUUGCUUGAGAAAGCAUCCAAGACAUGAUUUGUUCGGCACUCCAGUGGCUGAUUGGAAUGCCGAAGAACCACGCUGGCGAUAUUUCAUCCGGCUUUCAGAGAAUCCGUGGCUACGAGAACAUGCUGUUACUGGAAGCUAUAUAUACCCUGGCGUUGGAUAUGUAGUCAUGGCGAUCGAAGCAGCGAAACAAAUUUGGGAUCCAACUAUCACUAUUUCUGGUUAUCGUCUCCGUGACGUGUCGAUUACGACAGCACUCAACGUCCCAGAUACGAAACAGGGAGUUGAGGUGAUGAUAUCGAUGUCGCGCAUGGAUGAGUCAAGCCGAGAGAAAUCGAAAAUAUGGUGGAACUUUCGCAUCGCGUCGUUUAACCCUACUGGAGACGAGUGGAUUGAACAUUGUACGGGAUAUAUAACUAUCGAAGCUCCUGCGAAGCUGAAUCCAAUUGAUAAUGGUCAGGAAGCUGAAAAAGAGUCCGUCGCGUGGCAAAAAAUGCUCAAAACGGCAUUCAACACCUGCGUGUCCCCGUUGGAUAUGACUGAGAUGUAUGAUAAAUUGAGCAAUAUUGGACUAACACUCGGCCAGCUGUUUCAAAAUCUGUCCGAAGUUAAGCUCGCACAAGGCUCAGGAGAAGCGACAGGAACGAUCACUAUUCCAGAUGUCGCUAGCUCCAUGCCAAAAAAGUUUCUAUAUCCGCAUGUUAUUCACCCAUGCACGAUCGACAGCAUGCUACAUUUGUUCCUUGCAUCCGUCAUUGAUAGCUCCGGGCAAAACACGCUUUCAACGCUGAUGCUACCUACCUUCAUGAAGGAAGUGUGGAUUUCCUCAGAUAUUACCAGCAAUGCUCGGACCGCUCUUACCGUGCUUCACCAAAGAGAGAAGGUGCAGAACCUCCAAUUCGCCAGUAUGCUUAUGAUUACGGGCGCCUUGCGCGAACUUGAGGGCAUAUCCGUGGAUAUGUAUAAAGGAUACUUGCAAAAUUACUACCACUGGCUUCUGGAACAAGUCACGGCUCUCCAUUCAGACUCCAUGCCUCACCUACCUCUUGAUAAAUGGAUCAAGUACAAAGACGAUCUCCAGUUCAGAGAAAACCUUCUUCGUAAAUUGACAGAAAUGGGUCCAGAUGGAGAGUUCUGCGUCCGUUGCGGAUCCAAUAUCGUUCAAGUGCUAAAAAAAGAAGUUGAUCCCCUUUAUCUCUUCUUUGGGAUGGAUGAUCUUAUAGAGAAAAUCUAUGCAGGAAUGGUAGAGUCUGGAGAUCUCCGCCAUCUGAUAAAGGCGUAUGUUGACGUUAUUGGUCAUAACCGAACUGACCUCAACAUUUUGGAAAUCGGCGCCGGAACUGGAAGCUCGACAGCGACAUUCUUGGAGACUCUCAGCCCCCUCCCCGAUCCGGGGCGAAAACCCGCUGGGUCAAAGAUCGAAAAAUAUACGUUCACAGAUAUCUCUGCUGGAUUUUUCGAAAGAGCCAAAGAACGCUUCCAGAAUUGGCGGAGUAUUCUUGAUUUUCAUACCCUGGAUAUUGGCAGACACCCGAAGGAACAGGGCUUCAGUGGCUCUCAGUACGAUAUCAUUGUUGCUGGAAAUGUCUUACAUGCUACACCAAACAUUAGGGAGACCCUAAGGAAUGUCCGAUAUCUUUUGAAGCCCGGAGGUAAGUUGAUAAUGUGCGAGGGUAUCAGGCUCGACUUUGUUUUUACGGGGCUGGCGUUUGGUCAACUAGAAGGCUGGUGGCUUGGUGUGGAAGACGGUCGAAAAUGGAGCCCUUGGCUUAAUGAAAAAGAAUGGAAUGGAGUACUUCAAGAAACUGGAUUUGCUGGUGUCGAGAUUGCUUUCAAUGACCGAUCCGAGCCUGAUUUACAUUUCAUGAGCGUCUUGGUUUCCUCCGCUAUAGAUAACGAAGAUAUCAGAAGGCCGCAGUCCUGCGGAAACACUGAUUAUUACAUCCGGCGAGUCUCCGUACGAUUUCCCUCCGUACUGUCAAAUCCCACUGAAGAGGAAUUCGAUAACAUAAGGCAUCUUCUAGCCACUUGCAAAGGCUCGUUAUGGGUUACCGGAGACAUAACAGCAAGUCCAGAGUUUAAUAUGAUCGCGGGGCUCAUACGUUCCUUGCGCUGGGAGCGGGACCUGGAGAGCCCUAACUUGGUUACGCUCUCUAUCUCUAAUCCACAGCCAGCCCGAAAAGUACUAUUGCAGGCUAUUUUAGACGUCUUCAAACACCAAUUUGUUACGCAGAGGGAAGACAAGGAUAACGCGGAAUAUCUCCUAAAGGACGGUGUUAUCUUGACUAACCGGCUUGUCGAUGCGCCAGAAAUGAAUGACUACUUGACUGCAAAAGUCUCUAAACUUGCUGCGCAAAUGAUACCACUUGGGGAAGCCGAAGUCGGCCGACCUUUAAGACUUACAACAGCAGCUCCCGGGAUGCUGAACGCACUUCAAUUCGAGACUGAUCCCAACUGGUAUGAGCCUCUCGGUGAGUUCGACGUUGAAGUCAAAAUCAAAGCUGUGGGCCUCAACUUUCGUGAUGUAAUGAUAGCCAUGGGCGAGCAGAACUCCGUUACCUUUGGGAGUGAAGGUGCCGGGGUUGUGACCCGUGUUGGUGCCGCUGUAACGAAAGUGAAAAUUGGCGAUAGAGUCGUCUUCGUCGAUGGCGCAGGCAAAACUGGUACUUUCCAGACGUACGGGCGAGUAGCUGAGGACCUAGCUACUAUGAUACCAAAGGAUUUGGAGUUCGAAGUUGCUGCGGCUUUGCCUUCCGUCUUUAUGACCGCAAUAUACAGCCUGUAUACACUAGCCGGGCUAACUAAAGGUGAGACUGUGUUAAUUCACAGCGCAGCAGGCGGAGUGGGACAGGCGGCUAUCAUGUUAGCAAAUCUUGUCGGUGCUGAAGUCUUUGCAACGGUUUCAACCCCCGAAAAAGCUGAGCUACUCAUGAGAGAGUAUGGAGUCAAACAAGAUCACAUCUUCUCUAGCAGAGAUUGGGUGUUCGCCAAAAGCAUCAUGCGGAUUACGAACGGUAGUGGCGUCGAUGUUGUAUUAAACUCCCUCUCUGGGGAAUUCCUCCGUCGAACAUGGGACUGCAUCGCGCCGUUCGGGAGGUUCAUUGAAAUCGGGAAGAAAGAUGCGCAAAGUGAUGGGAGAAUUACGAUGAGACCUUUCCUACAAAACGUUAUGAUAGCAAGCGUCGACCUUUUGACGAUGAUGCGGCACCGUCCAAAACAAGUGGUCAGCCUUAUAAAAGAGACUAUUCGCCUAUAUACGGAAGGGAAGAUUAAAGCACCAUCACCCAUCAAAGUCUUCGACUACUCUCAGUUGGAGAAGUCUUUCCGCUCACUACAAUCCGGUAAAGGCAUGGGCAAAUUUGUGAUUGUUGCAACCGAAGAUGCAGUCGUGCCCGUGGUACCACCACCGCUAGCCCCAGUGAGGUUACGUGAACAUGCAUCCUAUGUCCUUUCAGGAGGUCUAGGUGGCGUUGGGCGUAGUGUCGCUUUAUGGAUGGCUUCCAAGGGCGCGAAGUCUUUGAUCUUCCUCUCACGUUCAGGUUCAGCUAGCCCUGCUGCACAAGAGGUCAUUCGCGAAUUGCAUAGUCGAGGAGCCACAGCUCAUAUAUUUUCAUGCGAUGUGUCUGACAAGGCAGGUUUGGAAGCUGUUCUAAAUCAAUGCAAAGCCGAACUUCCGCCUAUAAAGGGUUGCAUUCAGGGAGCAAUGGUACUCGCGGACAAAAUGUUUGAAAAUAUGACUCACGAUGAGUUUCAAAUGGCCAGAAAACCAAAGGUUCAAGGAUCUUGGAAUCUCCACGUAUGUCUUCCCAAAGAUAUGGACUUUUUCAUCAUGCUUUCAUCCGCAGCUGGUCUGGUGGGCAAUCGUGGACAGGCCAACUACACGGCCGGGAAUACGUACCAGGAUGCGCUCGCUGCCCAUCGAGUCGCUCUUGGUCUACCAGCCGUAUCGCUUGAUUUGGGUGCCCUACUUUCCAUAGGCUAUAUAGCCGAAAAUCGCCAACGGCUUGGUAAAGUACAGUAUAUUGCCUCUUUGAUGGGUACCACACGGGAGGAAGAGAUCCAUGGUAUGAUCGAAUACUACAUUACUCCGAAAGGGUCUUCCACGAGGCCUGCGCAGGUCGCCUCAACGUUGACAACUGCGGCGCAAUACGCAGCUCGUGGCAUGCCUGUGCCUUCAUGGAUGCAUUCGCCCCUAUUUACCCAGCUGUCCUCGACCAGCUCCGCCGCUACCGACACGAUGGGAAACGACAAGACGGAUUCAGGAAUCAACGUUACUUCGAAACUGGCAAGUGUAACCUCCAUUUCCGAGGCGAGUGACAUUAUUGCGGAUGCAAUACGGUCCAAGCUGUCCAAACUCUUAAGUAUUCCCGUGGAGAAUAUUGAUACCGCGAAAAGCGUUAGCAGCAAUGGUAUCGACAGCCUAGUGGCCAUGGAAUUUCGCACGUGGCUUGCCAAAAUUCUCGGUGCAGAUGUACCUCUGUUGGACAUCUUGGGCACAAUGCCUGUUGCGGGAGCGGGAAGUCUAAGUACGAAGGUGGCAAUGGCGAGCAAAUUGGUGCCAGAGACAUUGAAGACGGAAGAGGUCAAGGCAUCGUAG